AGUUUAUUCAGAGUUGUGCGUGUCUUCUAUGACCUCCAAAUCGUCAUCUCAUAAAAUUCGUGUACCCACGAAAUAUGUCACGAUCUAAAAAAAAUAUGCCCAUAUUUUCAUUGAAUGUCUUAAUUAAACCACCUCCAAUUUAAUAUGGAUCUGUUUUAAUAGCUCAUUUUUAUGUAGUACAAAUUCGGAAACUUACUAAACUACCAAAGCAAAUCCCAUAAACUGAAAACAUGACCUGGUUUAGCACCAUUUGUGUCCUCCUCACUAUUUAUAUUUUAUCGAGUGCAUGUGCAAAACUAGAGCCCGAAAUUUCCUUAUUGGUCUGGAUCGGAUCUGAUACGUUUUCGAAGGGAAGUCGUUCCUCAGAAUAUUUGAGGACUCAAGUGUCUCAUGACUUGGAUCAGGAAGCUCCAGUAACCUUUGUCAAUGGGACCACCUACAUUUUAACUGCUGAGGUGACUCUCAUUGGUUUCAUGUGCAAAGCUCCGUAUCCCGUGGAAUGGGAGUUUUCCAAUUCAAAGUGGUUCCUCUUACAAGAUAAGUCAGUUGGAAUGUAUCUCACGACGUCAAGGCGAGUUAGUGAUGAAGACAUUGAUAACAAGGCGUCCUACAGAUAUUGGGCGGAAUUAGCAUUGUUUGGCGAUUCCAGAAUGUACAUUGGGAAUUACGUAUGCAAAAGUUCAGUUGAUGACCAUGACAGAAAAUCAUCAAAUUUUACACUCUUUUGGGAAGGAGGACCCUUCGAUCAAGUGUUUGUUCUAUCCGGCAAAAAUAUUAUCAUCUACAUUGAACCCGAUGACAGCGUAAUAUUCCCGUGUCAUGUUAAUGAUCCUUUUGCCAACGUCACUUUAAAACGGGAGGAUCAAAUUCUUAGUAAAACGCAAAAUUUGAGCGAUACUUGGGUUCCAGUGGGCUCUAACAACAACAACAAAUGGGAAUAUCGACCCGAAAUCGGAUUUAUUUAUCGAGGAAAUGGAAAGCUUCCGGUUGAAGAUUAUCCACCAUCGGGAAAUUACAAAUGCGUCUUGGAAAACGUUGAAGAUCAAGGCCAAGGUUCGGAGGAUGUCGUUUACAUGAGUUUUUAUUUAGGGGUCGAAAAAGAUAUCAAACUUGACAAACCGAUCAUCACCAACGCCACGCUGCGCCUGAAUCAACGAGAAAUGCGGUACGAGUGCUGCUCGAGUAGUGCUAAACCACCCAGAAUUCAUGUCCAUUCAUGUUGUGACCCUGCGACUUGUAAGGAACUUAUUCCGGCAAUGAAGACACAGCAAUCUAGCUUUUCCUCUGCGUCUCAAAUGACUUCCGCCGUCAAUAAAUUCUUUGCCCCUCAAUCGACGAACAUGUUCAGUAGUCACAAAGGGAGCUGUUCCUACACUCAUGCAUGGCCAAGUCAGGCGGAAGUCGAGAUUGUUCAGUGUAUCGGAGAUGGGAUCACUGCUGUGGAGAAGUUCUUGCCAAGGAGUCGGAACAAUCUAUCACUUGAUCAAUGGGACAACGCCAGUCUUCAGAAAUGGGUGAAUCUAGUCCCGAUGAUGUGGCGAAACCCGACGUAUCAAGUGAAAGAGGAAUCCAAUAAAACCGACAGCUAUCUAGUUUAUUCGGGAACUUCGGUAGUGUUCACUUGUCAGACGACUUACUACUUCUUUUCAUAUGGAAUCAGGUUUUCGACGCAUAAUUCGGACGGAAAAAGGACGCUUCUUCCUGAUAACUUUGAAACGGAGCAAAGGAAAAAAUAUCCAACUUUUGAAUUUAUACUUUUGCUUCAUAAUCCUCCACUUGCGGCAGAAAUCAACAUUACAAUCACUCCAGACAUAAAAUCUCUAACGUGUCAUGUUCCCAUCACCAAUAGUUCGGCUUGGAUGGAGAAAACAGUGCAUCUGAGAGUUAAAUCUGGAGAAAAACCAGGAAUAAUUACGGAUGCUCAACUCUCUGAAACUAUUGUGUGGACGCUAAAUGCAACGCAAAAGAGUUUGAUAUGCAAAACAACAGGGGAUCCAGAACCUCGCGUUAUUUGGACCAAGGACGAUAAACCGAUCACAUCCAACUUUAACGCCACCAGGCACACCGACGGAUCCUAUAUUUUGUACAUUCCGAAAGUGACGCAUGAUAUUCAAGGAAAAUAUAGCUGCAUCGCUAUGAAUUUCAAAGGUCAAGCGGUAAAGACUUUCACCGUGUUUGCGGAAGAAAUGGAGACGACACACGCCGCCGUGAUAAUAAUUAUUACAAUCUUAAUUCUGAUAAUACUACUCGGCGUGGGCGUGUUGGUGCGGAGGACAAUGUUACAGAGAAAGUCGUUGGAUAAUUUGCGAGAACACGUUUAUCCACGAGAAGAAGGAAUUGAACCACAGAACGGCAUUGAGGGCUAAUAAGUAAUAAUUGUAAUAAUUAAAAAUAAUAAUAAGAUAUGCGUAACUAUAUCGUUAACGAUGCGAGUAAUGCGGCACACUAUAUGUAUAUAUGAACUAAAAGUAGACAUAGUAAAGGUAGAUUAUGAUUUGAAAAAAUAUGUACUUUUAACCAACAUUUUUAAAAAGGUUCCAACAAUACUUUCGACUGAAACAUCAAAUAUAAAACAGCAUAAAAGACA
This is a messenger RNA of Folsomia candida, 2587 nucleotides long. RefSeq lists its product as uncharacterized. The record is from RefSeq and is a predicted model, not a curated record. The coding region runs from base 231 to 2366 and encodes 711 amino acids. The transcript is spliced from 11 exons. NCBI's taxonomy places the organism in Eukaryota, Metazoa, Arthropoda, Collembola, Entomobryomorpha, Isotomidae. Gene Ontology annotation, cellular component: adherens junction. Gene Ontology annotation, biological process: heterophilic cell-cell adhesion; homophilic cell-cell adhesion.